Fusarium coffeatum is the source of this 1569-nucleotide messenger RNA. RefSeq lists its product as uncharacterized. The record is from RefSeq and is a predicted model, not a curated record. Bases 1 to 1569 code for a protein of 522 amino acids. Lineage: Eukaryota; Fungi; Ascomycota; Sordariomycetes; Hypocreales; Nectriaceae. Gene Ontology annotation, molecular function: acid phosphatase activity. The transcript is spliced from 2 exons.
AUGGUGGGAAUCCCGCACGACGAUGCGCCUUCAACAGCCGGUCGAUCCAGUUCUUCCGACGUUGAUGCCGAGCGCGGACGAUUACUAUCAGGAAAUGAUGAUGAGGCUAAUGCCGCAGAGAGCUAUGAGGAUGCUGAGCGACUUGAGAGCUGGCACCUGCAGCAUAAGCGGCGAGAGACCAGACGAUGGAGUUGUCUCGUUAUGGUAAUUAGCACAAUCGCAUUGAUAACCGUUCUUGCUAUUUGGGUUCAUAACAACACUUUGACUUCUGGGUGUGAGUACGACGGAAGCUGUAACGACAUUUCCAAACUUUGGGGCCAGUACUCUUCAUUCUUUUCUGUUCCAUCAGAGAUUGACUCAUCAACACCUGAUGGUUGCGACGUCACUGUCGCCGUUGUCUUGUCUCGCCACGGAGCACGAUAUCCAACGAUCACUAAAUCUGAAGCUUACGAAGCCACCAUCGCCCGCCUUCAAAAGUCUGUCACCAAGUACAGUCGUGGCUAUGAAUGGCUCAGGGACUACAAGUACAGUCUUGGGUCCGAGGACCUGACCGAUUUUGGUCAGGAUCAGAUGAUUGAUUCUGGAAGGGCAUUCUAUGAGCGGUAUAUUGGACUCGCCGAGAACUCAGAGCCUUUCAUCCGGGCGUCGGGGUCGGAUAGAGUCGUGGUUUCAUCUCACAACUUCACGCAGGGCUUUUAUGCUUCUCGUGGAGAAUCUGGGGACAGCUACACUGACAACAUCCUGGUAAUUUCUGAAGAGUCUGGCAUCAACAAUACCAUGUCGCAUGGGUUAUGCACAUCUUUCGAAAAGGAAGACGACCUCGGCGAUAAUGACGCACAAACCGCCUGGGGAAACAAAUUUCUGCCUCCUAUCCGAGACAGACUGAACAGAGACCUGGUAAAGGCCAAGUUGUCGUUGAAGGAGACAGUCUAUUUGAUGGACCUGUGCCCUUUCAACACGGUUAACACUCCCGACGGCGCAGGACAGUCCAGGUUCUGCGACCUCUUUACAACAGAAGAUUGGCGAAGCUAUAACUACUGGCAAACACUUGGCAAGUACUACAAGUACGGUAAUGGUAACUCCAUGGGACCAACACAAGGUGUCGGAUAUGUUAAUGAACUCAUUUCCCGUCUAACACGGAAGCCCGUCAAGGAUGAGACAACCACGAACAGCACGUUGGACUCUAACCCAGAGACGUUCCCUCUUGACAGGGCUUUGUAUGCGGAUUUUAGCCACGACAACAGCAUGGUCUCGAUCUUCUCAGCCAUGGGUCUGUACAACUACACACGCAAGCUGCCGAAACACCACAUUGUACCAGCCGUCAGGGCGCAUGGCUACUCGUCAGCAUGGGUGGUCCCUUUCGCGGCGCGUAUGUACGUCGAGAAGCUCGAGUGCGGCGGUACCAAAGAACAGAAGGGUGAGGAGUAUGUGAGAGUAUUGAUCAAUGACCGGGUGAUGGAGCUUGAUACGUGCGGAGGAGAUGAGGAUGGACUAUGUACGUUGGAGGACUUUGUGGAGAGCUUGUCGUUCGCCAGGAGAGGCGGGAACUGGGAUCGAUGUGAUAUUUGA